AUGGGAGAAAUUAGCAUUGACCAUGACAAGAAACCGGUACUUGGAUUAGAGAAUAAGAUUGAAGAAUCGAGGGUUCUGAUUUCUUCACUUUGGGUGAUUUCAUGGGCUAGGCCUGGAAGAGUGAUUUGGGCUGAAGAGUGCUGGAAGGCUUCCGAAUUGCGGUUGAAGUCUUGGGAUGACCUCAGUAAGCUGUGGUAUGUUUUGUCAAAGGAGAAAAACAUGUUGAUGACUCAGCGCCAGAUGCUUCAUGCACAAAAUCUUCGGUUUCCUAAUCCAGAGAGAAUUCCUAAAGUGAGCAAGUCAAUGUGCCGUAUCAAGCAUGUACUUACAGAGAAGGCAAUUGAAGAAUCUGAUCCGAGGAGGUCUGCUGAGAUGAAGAGGAUGAUAAAUGCUUUUUGAUGGCUU
Molecule: messenger RNA, 405 nt
Organism: Ziziphus jujuba (common jujube)
Lineage: Eukaryota; Viridiplantae; Streptophyta; Magnoliopsida; Rosales; Rhamnaceae
Exons: 4
Coding region: 1-399 (132 amino acids)
Biological process (GO): mitochondrial translation
Cellular component (GO): mitochondrial large ribosomal subunit; mitochondrial ribosome
Molecular function (GO): structural constituent of ribosome
Source: RefSeq, a predicted model, not a curated record